AUGCUCUGUCGCUCCGCCAUCGUCGCCGUGGCAAUGGCGUUAACGGCCCACGCCACUAGCGUGCUGGGAGUGUUCACCCUGAUUGACGACUGUGUGUGGUCCAAUGGAGGCUACGAGUAUCCGGCAGCGUUGCCACUGUUCCCAUCUUGGAUGACAACAUUGCUGUGGACAAUCGACGGCUCGCAACACCACGUUGGCGACAAAGUGGUGUUGGACAUGCCCUGUGUGUUCAAAUUGACGGCGUCGCUGCCAAAGUUUUCAUUGGCUGUUGGCAACGAAAACUAUGCCGACUGUACGUUUUUCAAUGGUGAAGACGUGUCUGAUCUGGCUCAGCUUAAGUGUACCAUUACUAAAGCACCUUCCAAGGGUUCAUCAGUCAAGGGUAAAGUCACUGUACCUUUAGCGUUUAACGCUGGUCUUACUGGUUCAGAUAUCGACUCCAAGUGUGCUAAAGCAUUCUCUCCUCAGGAUGGGUCGUUUACCUUUACUGAUGGGGCUAAUAAUCUUACUGGUAAGGCUAAGUUUGAAGGCUUUUCCGGUAAGCUGUACUCGUUACAGAGAACGCUCCCUUCACUGGGUAAAGCGCUUUUCUUUGUCAAUACCGAAGACAAUUGCGACCAGGGCUACGAUAAUGGUGUGCUUGGUGUUACUUUAGAAAAUGCCAUUGACUGUGAUACGGUCACGGCGGGGUUCGCUUCCAAAUACAAUGCCUUUGGCUACCUUGAAGAGUACACCACCGAAUUCCCCCACUCAGUGGAAUGUCUGGGUAACUCCCUCACCUUGAGAUAUAAUAACGUGCCCACGGGAUACACUCCAUUUAUUGCGGGACGGUCCCAACUGACGAGUGAAGGCCACCAAUAUACUGACCGCUACACCUGUAAGGGCAUCACUGACGAAGAAGAUCGUUCCAGUAUCAAAAUCUUCAAAGGCUACGAUAAUGCCGACAUUUCUACCGAAGGGAAACUGGCAUUAAAAGUUGGUGACGAUAACUCCACAAAACCCGAAGUGUCGCCUGAUCAACCGAUUGCCGUUGUCUACGAGACCACCAUUGACAAAGUGACGGUGACGAAGACGUGUGACUUGUGUGCUCACGAAACGGUGACUGUUCAAGUCCCUUGUGAAGUAUGGCCAACAGUGCUGAACGGUAAAGUGGGAUUCAUCACCACUGAAAUACAACCACCACCGACGUUUACUGAAUCCGAUACUUCUGAAUCGGAAGCCACCGAAGCCUCAGCUCCCGUGGAACAACCCACCACCAGCAGUGAAGAGGAAUCCAUCCCUACAGAGGAGCCAGCGGUGAUUCAAAAUAUCAUGGAGGGCGCCAGAGUGCCGAUACAACAGCCUGCUCCAGUUGACCAAGGCCCGCCGCCUUCGCCUACCACCACUACUACUCGUACUGUGCCUCCUACGGAAGUUCCCUGCGAUGCCGGUGAAGGCUGUGAUGUCAAAACUGCUUACCAAGAGGUCAUUUGCAAAGGUAACUAUUGUGAAAUGACCACGGUAUCAUAUGAUAUCCCCACCACCACCGCAACGCCUACUACCGUGACGUCACUGACACCGACGUUGCACGCUGACGAGGUGCCUACUGCUGAAACCUCGUUGCUGCUGGUGGUACCGCCAGUAUCGUCCGCAAGCGGAGAGAUUCCUGCUGCGCAAUUGUCACUGGUACCGGUAUUUGAAUAUGAAGGUGCCGGUGUUGUGACGAUGCCCCGAGUGUCGCUGGCACUCAUGGCAAUGGCUGCGAUGCUCUUACUCUGA
Molecule: messenger RNA, 1758 nt
Organism: Diutina rugosa
Lineage: Eukaryota; Fungi; Ascomycota; Pichiomycetes; Serinales; Debaryomycetaceae
Exons: 1
Coding region: 1-1758 (585 amino acids)
Biological process (GO): cell adhesion
Cellular component (GO): fungal-type cell wall
Source: RefSeq, a predicted model, not a curated record